GUAAAUCAGAAGUUUAACGAGUAAUUAAAUAGAAUCUGUGUAGGAUUUUCAUGUUUGCAUAUUGUUUGCAGAUGUUGGUUUAAAGGCUACUUUAAAGAGGAAGUUCGAUGAAGCAGGCGAGUAUGUGGACGAUCAGGACAACGUUAUUACACGUAUGGCGGGACAUUUGUUGGACUCUAGAGCGGAAACAACAGUUUCUAAAUAUUCUUACCAGGUGAAAUUAUUCAAAACAUUUUGUGCCGAUAAACAAUUUUCAACUCUACCGGCGCAUGCUAUUCACGUUGCUUUGUAUUUGUCAAAUUUAAUUGACGCCGGAAAAUCGGACAGCGUUGUUUCUGCAGCGUUCUAUGGUAUUAAGUGGUAUCACAACAUUAACGAUUUACAAGAUCCUACAGACAAUCAAAUAGUGAAGUCCAUGUUAGAGUGUGCAAAACGCGUCAACUCUAGACCCGUCACAAAGAAGGACAUCGUUGAUACAAAAUCACUAAUAAGUUUGUGUGACAUGUUUUCAGAUUCGAACGAUGUAAUUGUUCUUCGAGAUUUAUCCAUGAUAUUAUUGUCAUACGCAGGUUUUUUAAGAUUCGACGAAGUCAGUAGUCUAAGAUGCUGCGAUGUUUCGUUUUUUGAUGAUCAUAUUAAGCUUUUCAUUAGAAAGAGUAAAACUGAUAUUUAUAGGAAAGGGAGAGAAAUCGUUAUUUCAAAAGGGGAAACGUCUGCUUGUCCUGUGUCAAUGUUGCUUAGGUAUUUUGACAGUGCGUUUUUGUCUAUUAAGUCCGAAAUGUAUGUAUUUAGACCAGCAUGUAGGUCAGGUCAACGAUGUUUUUUGUUAUCUAAAGAUAAGAAAUUAAGUUACACACGGGCUAAAGAGUGUAUUGUUUCCAAAUUAAAAAUUGUUGCACCCCUUGCAAACUUUGGCCUACAUUCUUUGAGAGCAAGCGGAGCCACUGCGGCGGCUAACGCAGAGGGUGUGUCUGAGAGAUGUUUGAAGCGACAUGGUCGAUGGAAGUCUGAUAGGGCUAAAGAUGGGUACAUUGAUGAUUCUCUAGACAAAAAGCUUUUUAUCACUAGACAAUUGAAAUUAUAAUUGAUUUGCGGUUCGAAUUUAAAACCUUACUAACCUUUGUUUUUGUUCUAUCGCAAGCCUUGCCCAAUGCAAAACGUGUUGUGUUUUGUGCUUAGUUGUGUGAAGACUUUUCAGUUCUGUGCGUUACGGAGUAUAGCACAGAACGUAUGUCUAAACAUAACGCACCGCACAAAACAGUGCGGUUCGUUCAUGCGUGUGGUUGUCACGUGAGUGAUGGUCACUCAGGUGGACAUAGGCGGGAAUAUGCACGGGGUGUGCAUUGUUUGGUCAGUUCUACGCUAGACUUCGAUCAGUAAACUUUUACUUUUUUAAAUUCGAACCGCAUUAGUAGUAAAUUGGCUCAAAUGACAUGUUAUGUUUGUGUUACAUAAUGUUUAGUUACAUGUUAAUAUUGGAUGUUUUCAGGUACAGUUUUCCAGAGUUAUUUUACAUUGGGCUUCUGAUGAAUUUUUAUCUCUGGUUUUUAACCUGGCCUUGAAAACACCAAUUAAGGACACAAUACUAGAAGUGAUGUAUAAAAAGUGAUAGUUAUACUUUGUGAUAUAACUUAUAGAUCGAAAAUUGUCCUGUCAUGUUUGUACUACGAUUGUACUUGAUUGUUAUAUGAUACGAAUAUGUAAUAUUCGUGGACGUGUGUUGUCAAUGUCAAUAAACUGAUCGCAAGCCUUGCCCAAUGCAAAA
This is a messenger RNA of Dreissena polymorpha, 1765 nucleotides long. RefSeq lists its product as uncharacterized. The coding region runs from base 155 to 1084 and encodes 309 amino acids. Gene Ontology annotation, biological process: DNA recombination; DNA integration. Lineage: Eukaryota; Metazoa; Mollusca; Bivalvia; Myida; Dreissenidae. Gene Ontology annotation, molecular function: DNA binding. The record is from RefSeq and is a predicted model, not a curated record. The transcript has a single exon.